Molecule: messenger RNA, 2536 nt
Organism: Sinocyclocheilus rhinocerous
Lineage: Eukaryota; Metazoa; Chordata; Actinopteri; Cypriniformes; Cyprinidae
Product: SKI family transcriptional corepressor 1 homolog-B-like
Exons: 8
Coding region: 1-2238 (745 amino acids)
Biological process (GO): negative regulation of transcription by RNA polymerase II; negative regulation of BMP signaling pathway
Cellular component (GO): transcription regulator complex; nucleus; cytoplasm
Molecular function (GO): SMAD binding; RNA polymerase II cis-regulatory region sequence-specific DNA binding; DNA-binding transcription factor activity, RNA polymerase II-specific
Source: RefSeq, a predicted model, not a curated record
AUGGAAUCCAUCCCAAAUCAGCUGCCGGCUGGAAGAGACUCCAGCUGUUCGCCGAACUCUAAACAAGACUUGCAGUCUUACUCUGGGCCAACACUUAAGCCGAACCAAGUCAGUGAGACCUCUUUAUAUGGAAUACCGAUCGUUUCACUAGUCAUAGAUGGUCAAGAGAGACUUUGCCUAGCCCAAAUAUCCAACACUCUCCUGAAGAACUACAGCUAUAACGAAAUCCACAACCGGCGCGUGGCCCUGGGCAUCACUUGUGUGCAGUGUACUCCGGUCCAGCUGGAGAUUCUCAGGCGCGCAGGGGCUAUGCCUAUUUCCUCGAGACGCUGCGGGAUGAUUACAAAGCGAGAGGCCGAGAGGCUCUGCAAGUCGUUUCUGGGCGCCCACAGCCCGCCGAAAUUACCAGAAAAUUUCGCUUUUGACGUGUCGCACGAAUGCGCGUGGGGCAGCCGGGGCAAUUUCAUCCCGGCCAGAUACAACAGCUCGAGAGCGAAGUGCAUUAAGUGUUCGUUCUGCAACAUGUAUUUCUCUCCAAACAAGUUCAUCUUUCACUCUCAUCGCACGCCGGAGUCCAAAUACACGCAACCCGACGCAGCAAACUUCAAUUCUUGGAGAAGACACUUAAAAAUAACCGAUAAAAACUCACCGGACGACGUGUCCCAUGCCUGGGAAGACGUCAAAGCCAUGUUUAACGGUGGCAGCCGCAAGAGGACGCUGCCAAUCGGUGGGUCUGAUCGUUCGUCCUCGCUUAGUACGCAAGCACCGAGAGGUCAGACCCAGAGGGAACCGUCUGAGGUGCCCCACAAAACUCUCCGAUGUGAGGAUGACAGGGGGAACGUGACGAUGCCGAGCAGCAUACGCAGUUACCCCGUUAUUCCGGUGCCCAGUAAGAGUUUUGGGAUGUUGCAGAAAAUUCCACCACCGCUCUUUCCACAUCCAUACGGAUUCCCGGCGUUUGGAUUGUGUCAGAAGAAGGAUGACGGUGUGGUGAUGGGAGAGCCAAACAAAACAAACCUAUCAGGUGUGUUCUGGCCGAGCGCGAAGGACAGUGCCUAUCCCUCCUUUCCGAUGUUUUGGCCUACAACAGGCAGCUUGGCCAUGCCAACAUACCACCAUGCCCAGCCUAAACCUCCACCUGACGUGUUGUGCACUAGACAUAGUGAGCUAGACGUGUCAGAGCAAAGUGACCGAAGCACGAGCACCCCUAAAGACAGUCUACUUGAUAACGAACGGUGUUCCAGCACUCAGUCCACCAGAAACGAGGAGGAUAAAUCUGGGGAUGAGAGCAGGUCUAUAGAAGGGAUACCAGCCACCCCAAGAAAAAUAAGCUACAUAUCUGCAUUCAGGCCGGUUGUUAAAGAUGUUGAGAGCAUCGCAAAGCUAUACGGAAACAGGGGUCCGUAUUCUGGUCCUCGAUCUGGUUAUAUGUCACCAGAUUUCUUGAGUGAAAGUUCUAGUUAUAGAUCAGUGUCUCCGGACGUGGACAGCGUGGACGAUCCGGAUGUGGAUGUGGAGUCACAUAAAGUGCACGAGGACGAGGAGUGUUUGCAGCUGACUGUGGAUGACCGGCGGAGUCCUCACGGUUUGACCGUAGCGCAAAGUGACGGGGUAAAAGAUCAAGACCAAGACAAUAGCCAAAUGCACACCGUCUAUUCACGUGAACGAGAUGAGCACGUGCAUCAAAUGAGCACAUCUUAUUUUGGUUCAACGACCACUUACCAACGCGAACCGAGUGUUAAAGACGUGCAUGAAGAAGAACCUUCAUCUACGGUGGAAGAGAUGGAACCAAAAAAUCAUCAGGAUCAAACCAACAUCAAUGAGGAGCGCCUGAAGGAACCAAAUGAUGACGAGGAAUCAGUGCGCAAGGACACUGGCAGCAGGGUCUCCUUAAUUGAGAAAAACAUAGAGAGCAUGGCCAAAGAGGAAUUGCAGAAACAACUCGUGGAACAAGUUGAGCUUAGAAAAAAGUUGGAGCGUGAAUUCCAGAAUCUAAAAGACAGUUUUCAAGACCAAAUGAAAAGAGAGCUCUCAUACAGAGAGGAAAUGGUGCAGCAACUCCAGAUUGUUCGAGACACUUUGUGCAGCGAGUUGGACCAUGAGAGAGAGACAGGUUAUGCUAUUCAGCAGAAGUUAAAAGAAGCUCACGACGCACUACACCAUUUCUCGUGUAAGAUGCUGACUCCCCGUCACUGCGCUGGGACCUGCACCUUCAAACCUCCUCUUCUACCGCCUUGAUGGACACCUAUUGAAGACAUAAGUGUUCUUUAGAAAUACUGCUGUGUCAAAUAAAACUUUACUUUUUUCCCCUCUGCAAAACACUGUCAACCUUUAGACCUGGAAUAAGCAAGUGUGUACUGUAGUAUUUUAGCUCUUACACUGUAAUGAAGUCAUUUUCAUUUGCAAAAGAGUGUUUUCAGAGUCACUGUAUGUACUGUAUAAUUUAUACAAAGUUCUAGAAAAUUGCAUUAUAAAAAAAUUGACGUCCCACUUAAAAAUAUUAUCAUCAGCUGUAGAAAUCACUGGUAUUAAGUGG